AUGGAAAAAUCACUCAAACAAUUAAAAUGUAUUGAACGAAUAUCACGACAAACACGUCAUUAUCGAACACAUUUGAAUCAAGUAUGUAACGAUAAUUUACAUACACAAUUAAAUCUAUUAGAUGAUCAAUGUGAACGAAAUAUUGCACGUAGAACAUCAUCUCAACAAAUCGAAGAAGAACGUAAGAAAUUACUACGUCUUACUAUUGAACAAAUUACGAAAGAACAAGAACCAUCUUUAACAACGGAUGAAACACAAAUCAUUUCAAAAAAUAAUGAAAAUUCUUCACCAUCGUUCAUUAUUUUACCAUCUCGUAAAACGCCAUGUAAUCUAUUUUCACAUAAUUGUCAAUUUUAUCCAUGUCAACCAGUAUAUCAAUAUACAAGUUUUAUGACAAAAGAUCAUGAUCGAACAUUACAAAAACGAAGUUUGUCUGUAGAAAAUUCAACUAAUAAUUCUGAUGCAUCUUCUGUACAUGACUCAUUUAAACAAAAUCGUCGGCAAUUACCACCAUUAACUCGAAAUCAAUAUUAUGAACUUCAUCGACACAUGUCCAUACAACGAAAGAAAGUCGAACUUGACAAACAAAAUCUUCUAUUACGUGAACGAGUAACUGAUAGAAAAACUUUUGGUUACAUCAAAACACAACAACGUCAACUAUCACAAGCUAUCAAACAUCAUUUACAGAUUAGCGCGAAAUUUUGUGAGUAA
This is a messenger RNA of Adineta steineri, 711 nucleotides long. The record is from the annotation of a GenBank genome assembly. NCBI's taxonomy places the organism in Eukaryota, Metazoa, Rotifera, Eurotatoria, Adinetida, Adinetidae.